GGCCGUGAGUCGUGACUAGAGGGUAACUAAGAAGUGAAGAGUCAAAUAUAGACAACGGGAAGGCAAUUCACGGUGCACGGCAGUAUGUCAAUAUCCAAAGUAGACUCGAAAUCGGAGUCGUCGUUUGGGUUUCGACAAUUAAUAUAGAGAAACAAAGGAAAGGCGGAGGAACAACAGGAGAGAGACCGACAAGGUGAAGAAGAACAGGAGAGAGAAACAAUACUCCAGUAGCAGUAGACCAGUAGUUGUAUUUGUAGUAGUCAAUUAUCUAUUCCGAUUCCAGAGGAAGAAGAAGAAGAAGAAGAAGAAGAAGAAGAAGAAGAAGAAGAAGAAGCAGACUCAUAACUCUGAAGCAGCAUCUGCAGCAAUCAUCAAUGGGCGGCGAGGAGGGGGCGGAUGAACUGAUUCAUGCUCGGGCUGAUUCUGAUUACAGAAAAGCCAAAACAUCAAUUUGGUGGGAUAUUGAGAAUUGUCAUGUACCUAAAGGAACCGAUCCAAAUUCAAUUGCUCAAAACAUCACUUCCGCCCUCCUUAAAUUGGAUUACUGCGGUUCCGUUUCAAUUUCUGCUUACGGCGACACCAACCGAAUUCCUUCUUCUAUUCAGCACGCCCUCUCCUCCACCGGCAUCUCCCUCAACCACGUUCCUGCUGGUGUUAAAGAUGCCAGUGACAAGAAGAUUCUGGUUGAUAUGCUAUUCUGGGCUGUUGAUAACCCUGCCCCUGCCAAUUACCUCUUAAUUUCGGGCGACCGUGAUUUCGCAAAUGCCCUCCAUCAGCUGCGUAUGAGAAGAUACAAUAUUCUUCUAGCCCAACCCUUUAAAGCCUCUGCCGCCCUUGUUGCUGCAGCCAAGAGUGUGUGGCUGUGGACUAAUCUCGUGGAAGGUGGCCCUCCUCGUACUGGAAAUGACUCACCUCCAUCCAACAAUGGUAAUUAUAAUAAUACUAAUAACAACAAUCACUUUAUUCCCCCGGAGAACCACCCUAUACCGGAACCAUCUCAAUUUACUACUAGUACUACUACGAAAUUUGACACCCCAGGGAGAACUGGGGCAGGAAACACUAAAUCUAAAGCUACAAAUGCCCGCAAGACCACAAACCUGCAAAAAGCCCCUAGCAUGCCUUGUGGAGUUGUAGAAAGUAAGAAACUAGAUUUCUCUAGCCAGUCUGGGCAUACUGAAACAGCCACAGUUAGAAAAGCCCCACAUGAAUUCUUUGGUGCUAACAACCAUAUUGCCUCUGCAGGUUGGUCUGCUUCCAGCAAUUUUCCUACCAAUCUCGAUCCCUCUGCUAGGAGUAAGUCUGAUUCUGUUGCAAAUCAACGAGUUCAGUAUCAGUAUCCCUGUCCGUCUAGGCCAAGCAGUGUUCCUAUGUAUUUUAAUCCCGCUGCUGGAAAUGUAUACCCACCAACUGCAACCAACUAUCCUGUCCAUCCUGCAAUGUCCAGACCUGAAGGUCCUAUUUUAUCAGGUCCUUUCAACAGUGCCCCGGAUAUUGGUAAACUAAGCAUAUCUGAACAUCCAACUUAUGUCCGAAAUUCUUCUACUUUUUCACAGCCAGCUAGAGGAGAGGUUAAGAAUAAAUCGCACAGAAAUUCCAAUUCUGUGAAUCGUAACUUACCCCACAAAGGCCCUAAUGUGCAUACGAACCAUUCUUCUCACCGAAAUGGACUGUUGUCUUUGCCUCCAUCUACAUUACCAGCCUUGCCAAUUGCAAACCCAGUUUCAGACACAAUCUCACCUCCCUCUGAAUUUGAGCAGGGUCUUGCUGGAAUUGUCUUGAUUGCUUUAAACACUCUUAGAAAAGAAAAAAUUAUGCCUACCAAGGUAAAUAUAGCUGAUUGUAUCCAUUUUGGAGAUGAUCCAAAGCACCGUAAUGUUGAUGUGCAGCAGGCCUUGGACUGUGCCAUGAAACAGGACAUGGUAAAAAAUCUAAAGAUUAAUAGUAACCUUCUGCUAUAUGUUGAAAAGCGUCAACAAACUGUAUGGAAUUGUGAAAAUCCAGUGGGUGGCAACCUUAACGAGUUCUCUAAGAAAUUAUGGGAUAAAGUUCAGGAGUUUCUUAUUUCAACUGAUGGAGGAUCUUCCAUAAUAGCUUCUGCAUGCAGUUAUGAAGCUGCAUUAAUCUUGAGAAAUUCCUGCCUGCAAAAUCUAACUCUUGGCAAAGUUAUCCGACUAAUGAACUUGCUAAUUACUAAAAAACAAUGGAUAAAAAUCCCUACAUCAGGAUGGCAGCCACUUACAAUUGCACUAACCGAGACUGAUGGUGCAACAAGUAAUGUAUCUGGUGCGUCACCUACAAUCGCACUAACCCAGACUGAUGGUGCAACAAGUAAUGUAUCUGGUGCGUGAUUGAAGAUUUGUUAUAGGCGAUAGGAAGGUAAUAUUGAAGUGGUGAUCUUUUGUCCUCUGUAUUUUUCCUUUUUCUUCACAGAAGGACUAGGGAAAGCCACUUUGAGGUGCUUUGUAGUUUUUAUUUUUAUUUUUAAGGGAACUUGUUAAUGGGUUUUCGGUUAGUACGCGGAUGAUAUAUUUUGUUUUGUCCUCUCCUGUGGAAGCUUUUAUCUUCCCUUUAGUUGACGGUCUUCUCAGAAAACUAUCACUCAAGAGGUGCGAGUGUGCACCAAAAAAAAGUAUUUCGUAUAUGUUACUCCUACAAAGUAGGUGUAUAGGUUAUGGGCUUCAAUAUGAGUUAUUGAGGCAUUUUACUUCCUAGCAUGGGACUGGUCAAGCAAGACCUAACGGAGACAAAGAGUGUUGUGUCUGCAUCCGAAGUGAAGUGGUUUCAGAAUUUGGAAUAUUCAUUGUUUCUGUUACAACGUGCUUUUGAUUAUUGAUCAAGUAUUACGGUGGAUUAAAAGAUGAGGCUACUUUGUUACAAGGCAUCGGGGCAAGGUAGAAACAUUACUUCGGGAUAAAAGAAAUAUAAUUCUCUUGAUGAUUUUGUGGAGAGCGGUGAUGAUUUUGUGGAGAAUGGUAUCACCAGGGCAAGAGGAAGUAUGGUAGCCAGUUAUAGGCAUUAUGUUGGUUUACAUGUAAUAUGUUGCAAAUGGUGCAUGAAAUCUAAAGUAAUGUUAUUUGGCGUAUCAGCUGUUUUUUUUUCUUUUCUAGACUCUGUUUCUGUAAGAUCCAUUGUAUUUGAUGUUUAGGAGCUCCUUCAGUGUUUUUCUUCUUUUGUAUGUUAAUGUUUUGUAAAAUAUACUUUCUAUUAAGUGGUUUAAUGUUUUUUCUUC
This is a messenger RNA of Spinacia oleracea (spinach), 3229 nucleotides long. RefSeq lists its product as uncharacterized. Gene Ontology annotation, biological process: regulation of gene expression. Gene Ontology annotation, molecular function: RNA nuclease activity. Gene Ontology annotation, cellular component: peroxisome. The coding region runs from base 375 to 2348 and encodes 657 amino acids. The transcript has 3 exons. Lineage: Eukaryota; Viridiplantae; Streptophyta; Magnoliopsida; Caryophyllales; Amaranthaceae. The record is from RefSeq and is a predicted model, not a curated record.